Molecule: messenger RNA, 2629 nt
Organism: Habropoda laboriosa
Lineage: Eukaryota; Metazoa; Arthropoda; Insecta; Hymenoptera; Apidae
Gene: Pkc53E
Product: protein kinase C, brain isozyme
Exons: 13
Coding region: 459-2477 (672 amino acids)
Biological process (GO): protein phosphorylation
Molecular function (GO): ATP binding; diacylglycerol-dependent serine/threonine kinase activity; zinc ion binding
Source: RefSeq, a predicted model, not a curated record
UGCAGAGGGCAAGAGGUGGCGAAGGAGGAGGAAGAAGAGGAGGAGGUGGUGGUAGCAGAGCAGCGGUGACGAGCGAGGCCAGAGAGUCGUUGACGGUGGUGGUCGGUCUCGGCACGAGUUACCGCGACAAGUACAUUACAUAUUGCACGUUGGACGUGACAAGUCGACCGUGUUUCGAUAGCCGCGCAACAAACACUUUUUUUCGCUCUCUCUCUUUUUCCUCGCUUUAUACCACGUUCCACGGUCACCUUUGGACAGCUCUUACUCUUCUCCGUUUUGGCUCUCCAGCCGAGGUCGAUUGGUGUGCGCGCGUGCAUCUUCCGACUGACGUGUGACAGCCGAGGAAAAACCGCGGGGGCCCAUCCAGCGGGGAAGACUGGCUGUCGUGGAAGUGUUCUAGCCGUAAACAAAUUUCCAGAGGUUCUCUCUUAGGAGGACCGUGACCAGUUGACUGCGCGAUGGCGGACGAUCAGGAAGCAAAUAACACGUGCGAGGACUCCCUCGGGCCCGGCGAUGCGAAUACCGCAUUCGCCAAGAAAAUCCGGGGACGUAAAGGAGCCCUCAAAAAGAAAAAUGUCUACGUCGUCAAGAAUCACAGCUUUAUGCCCCGAUUCUUCAAGCAACCGACCUUUUGCAGUCAUUGCAAAGAUUUCAUAUGGGGUUUCGGGAAACAAGGAUACCAAUGUCAAGUCUGCAGUUUCGUCGUUCAUAAACGAUGUCACGAAUACGUGACUUUCACGUGCCCUGGCGCCGACAAAGGAGCUGACUCGGACAUGAGCACCGCACACAAAUGGGAGGUUUUCACGUACCUGACGCCGACCUUCUGCGACCACUGCGGCUCGAUGCUUCACGGUAUCGCGCAUCAGGGACUUAAAUGUUCAGCAUGCGACAUGAACGUACACAAGAGAUGCGAAGAGAGCGUGCCGAAUCUUUGUGGAUGCGACCAUACGGAAAGACGUGGUCGUAUAAACUUGAACAUCACAUGCUCCGGAAGCAAACUCACCGUCGAAGUGAAACAGGGACGAAAUCUCAUUCCGAUGGAUCCGAACGGCUUGUCGGAUCCUUACGUGAAACUGAAGUUGAUCCCGGAUUCGGACAACGUGAAGAAGAAAACAAAGACGAUCAAGUCUUCGCUGAAUCCCGAGUGGAACGAGACGAUCGUUUUCGACCUGAAACCCGAGGACAAAGACAGGCGGUUGCUGAUCGAAGUAUGGGACUGGGAUCGAACGUCCAGAAACGAUUUCAUGGGUUCACUUUCAUUCGGAAUAUCGGAGCUUAUCAAAGCACCAGCCAGCGGAUGGUUCAAGCUCCUCACGCAAGAAGAAGGAGAUUACUACAAUGUACCUGUGCCUGAGGAGGGCGUGGAUCUUGCCGAGUUGAAGGUCAAAAUGCGAAAAACAUCGGUCACGAAGAAGUCGACCGCAACUCAGGACAAGGAAGUGCCACACAACAUGGGCAAGAGCGAUUUGAUAAGGGCGAGCGAUUUCAAUUUCCUUAUGGUGCUCGGCAAAGGCAGCUUCGGAAAAGUAAUGCUGGCGGAAAGGAAAGGUACGGACGAACUCUACGCCAUCAAGAUCUUGAAAAAGGAUAUAAUUAUCCAGGACGAUGACGUCGAGUGCACUAUGGUGGAGAAACGCGUUUUGGCGUUGUCAACUAAGCCACCGUUCUUGGUGCAACUGCACUCCUGUUUCCAAACUAUGGAUCGACUCUAUUUUGUCAUGGAAUAUGUGAACGGUGGAGACUUGAUGUAUCAAAUACAGCAAUGUGGCAAGUUCAAAGAACCUGUCGCUGUAUUCUACGCGUCCGAAAUAGCAAUUGGUCUUUUCUUUCUGCAUGGUCGAGGUAUUGUUUAUCGUGAUCUGAAAUUGGACAACGUUUUACUCGAUCAAGACGGUCACAUCAAGAUCGCUGACUUUGGAAUGUGCAAAGAAGGAAUUACCGGAGACAAAACCACCAAGACGUUCUGCGGAACACCGGAUUACAUCGCUCCGGAAAUCAUAUUGUAUCAGCCGUAUGGAAAGUCGGUCGAUUGGUGGGCAUAUGGUGUGCUGCUGUACGAAAUGUUGGUUGGCCAGCCGCCGUUCGAUGGAGAGGACGAGGAGGAGCUGUUCGCCGCGAUUACGGAACAUAACGUCAGCUACCCGAAGAGCUUGUCGAAAGAGGCGAGGGAAAUUUGCAAAGCGUUCCUCACCAAGAAUCCAGUGAAGAGAUUGGGCUGUGGACUACGUGGUGAGGAAGAUGUUCGCAGCCAUGCGUUCUUCCGACGCAUCGAUUGGGAGAAGAUAGAAAAUCGGGAAGUGCAACCGCCGUUCAAGCCAAAGAUCAAACAUCGCAAGGACGUGAGUAACUUUGACAAGCAGUUUACAUCGGAGAAGACAGAUCUGACGCCCACGGACAAGUUGUUCAUGAUGAACCUGGAUCAGACAGAGUUUAUGGGUUUCUCGUUUCUCAAUCCAGAAUUCGUGCAACACAUUUAAAUCGAUAGAAUAUUUCAAGUUACAGGCUAGUUAGAAUCUCGUCAUACCUUUUUCACCACCCUCCUCCAUUUUCUGGUGUUGUUCAUCUUCCGACUCUUUGCUACUCAGGGCUUUCAACGUCAUUCUCUUUCUCUUCCACCCCUUUCACUCUC